This is a messenger RNA of Homarus americanus (American lobster), 1493 nucleotides long. Its product is annotated as spidroin-1-like. The transcript is spliced from 4 exons. NCBI's taxonomy places the organism in Eukaryota, Metazoa, Arthropoda, Malacostraca, Decapoda, Nephropidae. The record is from RefSeq and is a predicted model, not a curated record. The coding region runs from base 18 to 1493 and encodes 491 amino acids.
UCUAUAGGAGUGACAAGAUGACUCAUAGCUUUUGGAUCCUCAGCCUCUGUCUUGGCACGGUGCUGGCAGAGGACUUGGUUAAGAACGAUCUUCCAAGGGACAAGCGAGGCUUCCUCGGCGACGGCGGUUAUGGUGGAGGUACUGGAGGUGGCGGCGGCUAUGGCGGCGGUGCUGUUAGCGGCGGCGGAAGUUACUUGAUCGUGGGCGGUGGUGGUGGCAGCCAUGGGCCCAGCGCCGCAGACAUCGCCAACCAGGCUGCGGCUCAGGCCACCGCAGCUGCUGCAGGACUUGGUGGGGCCGCCAAAUCUGCCGCUUCGGCAGCCGCCGGUCAGGCCGCAGCCGCAGCUUCUGCUGCCUCCCAGACUGCUCAGGCCGCCGCCGCCCAAAAGCACGCACAAGCCGCACAGAUUACACAGGCCGCUCAGGGGGCACAGGCCGCUGCCUUCGCCGAGUCUGCCUUGGCAGGACAAGCCAGUCGGGCCGUGCAGGCCGCCAAGGUUACAUCCUCCUCGGCCUCUGGUCUGCUGGCCAACCUUGGCCAGGUGACGGCCGAAGCCAACGCUUUGGCCUCUCAGGCGGCCAACAGCCUGGCCGCCAUACAGGCUUUCCUGGACGGUCAGCAGGCCAUGGCCUGGCAGGCUCAACAGGCCGCCAACUCCCUCAACCAGCAGCAAAGUUUGGUUCUUAACGACCUGCAGUCAACACAGGCAGCAGCAGCGCAGGCCCAGGCGGCCGCCAGCAAGGCUCUGGCCAAGGCCAAGGGCAGCGGCGGCGGCUACGGUGGCGGUAGUGGUGGUGGCGGCUACGGCGGCGGUAGUGGCGGCUACCUGGUCAUCGGUGCUGGUGGCGGUGGCGGACACGGCUCUAGUGCCGCCAGCAUCGCCAACCAGGCCGCAGCUCAGGCCAUUGCAGCCGCCGCAGGCCUUAAGGAAGCCUCCCAAGCCGCAGCAUCCGCAGCGGCGAAACAAGCAGCUGCUGCCGCAUCCGCAGCUUCACAGACUGCUACUGCCGCGGCGGCCCAGAAGCAGGCGCAGGCUGCGAAAAUCACGCAGGCGGCACAAGGGGCGCAAGCUGCCGCAUACGCCGAGUCUGCUCUGAGUGCACAGGCCGCUACAGCCGUCCAGGCGGCCGAGUCGACCUACAACCUGGCCCAGCAGAUAUCCCAUGAUUUGGCCGCCGCUCAGGCCGAGACACAGGCCAUCACCCAGCUGGCCCUGCAGACCCUCCGUGUUGCCAUGUCAGUGCAGUCAGCACAGUCGGCCAUGGCCUGGCAGGCUCAGCAGGCCGCCAACUCCCUCAACCAGCGACAAAGUUUGGUCCUCAACGACCUGCAGUCAGCUCAAGCAGCAGCAGCGCAGGCCCAGGCGGCCGCCAGCAAGGCUCUGGCCAAGGCCAAGGGCAGCGGCGGCGGCUAUGGCGGGGACACGGGCGGCUACGGCGGCGGUAGUGGCGGUGGCGGCUACGGCGGCGGCAGUGACGAUGAGGGUCACUAG